Molecule: messenger RNA, 612 nt
Organism: Lolium perenne
Lineage: Eukaryota; Viridiplantae; Streptophyta; Magnoliopsida; Poales; Poaceae
Source: RefSeq, a predicted model, not a curated record
UUUUUUUCGGGCUCGAUGAAAACACCCCAAAACACCUCAAAACGCGUCUGGUCUGUUCGGGAGGCCGGUUUCGGCCCGUUUAGGCCCGACGAAACCGGCCGAAACCCGUCGGGCUGGGGUGGAACGAAAACGCGAGCCACCCCUCGCGUUUCUGCGUGGCGGCGAGAGGGCGACGUGGGCGAGCGGGAGGAAGACGACGCCGGUCGCCGCUCCAAGACCACGCCGCCGCCGAAGCUCCCUCCACGCUCCAAGACCACGCCGCCGACGCUUCCCCCUCUCAGGAAACAAGUUGCUUGGACUGAUUUUCUUGUAAUAUUGAAGGGAACAAGCAUGUUUUUAAGAGGACUCUCCCGGGCUGAGUUGGUGCCUUAUUCAACAUCUUGUAGUUUCAGUACUUCGCUCAGAACCAUGUGCCUAUCCACUUCGAAUUUCUCUAUUUGUUUCAUGUCUCCCAAAAAUGGACUAUGAAAUCUGAGGCUAUGAGCUAACUGUACCAUGGUUGUAGCUGUGAUGAACAGAUGCUAUUGUUGCUGUAAUGCAUAUUUAUGUAUUGAUUGCGAGAUAUGAUCUUGUAGUGUGCUAAAGAUCAUAUUUUUAUUUGCGAUACAAAUA